UCGGCUCGCCCCUCCUCCCCUCCCUCCCGCAAGUAAAACACGAGAGAAGAGACCACCCCCCAAUGGCCUCCAGGAUCACGAGGCUGCUCCAGCCCCACCACCGCCGCCGCCUCUUCUCAACCGCCGCGGAGGCCUCCUCCCGCAGGCCGCCGGCGCGCUCCCCCCUCGGCGCCGCCGCCGCCCCCAAGCAUGAUGUUGCAAAGGCUGAAGUCUCAUCUUUAAAAAAUUCAAGGUGGUAUAUGAUGAAGUCAAACUCUUCAAGUCCUCUCAUGACACACAAUGAAAGCCGCAAAGUAUCUGCUUAUUUAGUUAGGCCUUGUGCAUCCUACUCCACAAAAUCUUCAGACCAGAACCCAAAAGAGGGAAAAAAAGACUUGACAACUGUUGAAGAUCCCUUUGAUGCUCCUACCUAUAACAUACCUGAGAAGCCAGUGACAUUUGCUGAAGGGGCUUCCUACAGUCUUGUUAUAGUCGCGGGACUUGGAAUUGCAGCAUUGGCUGGAUAUGCUGUUUUCAAAGAGCUUAUAUUUGAACCAAAAGAGUACAAGAUUUUUGGAAAAGCUCUAGCAAGAGUUCAGAAUGAUAGUCAGGUUACGGCAAAAAUUGGGUAUCCUGUUACUGGAUAUGGUAAUGAAAGUAGAAAUCGCGCAGCUCGGCAGCGCAUUCCUAACAAGAUUUGGACAGAUGAGGAGGGCGUUGAACACGUGGAGGUGAAUUUCUAUAUCCGAGGACCUCAUGGAGCUGGGAAGGUGUACUCAGAGAUGUUCAAAGAUAACAAUGACAGGAAUUGGAAGUUCACAUACCUUAUUGUUGAGAUCGUGUCUCCACAUCGUUCACAACUAAUGUUAGAAUCUUACGUACCAGCAUAAGGAUGCAAAAAUCAACCAAGCACUUAGCGGUGGCAGAAUUGUUAAGUUUUCAGUUUUGACUUCCCCGGUAGCACAAGAGGAGGUGAACUAUUCUGAGUCUUUGAUCAUUUCUGGUAUCUUAAAUAUGGUGUAUCAUGAAAAUGGAAGGACCUUAAUGCUACUUUGUUCAGCUGAAGGCCUUUAUGACACAUGCAUACAUCACAAUUUUCAUAUCAUUGCUUAAACAAUGGUAUAAACCAUAGAAAGAUCUACCAGGUUCCAUCCCUAUCAAUUUGAAAUCUUCUUUAUAUGGAUAUCAGUUAUGGAGGAUAUGUAUACGAUUACCUUUCAUAUUUUUUUCAUUUCUUUCAAGCCAUAACCCAGAGGUCUCAGGCUACACCGGGGAUGACAGGAAGCAAUCAGUAUAUCUUAGCUUCCCGUCAUUUCCCUACUUACCACUAGUAAUGUUGUAUCGUUGAUGAAAUACGUUCGUCUCACUCUCAACUAUUCCUCCG
This is a messenger RNA of Oryza brachyantha (malo sina), 1363 nucleotides long. Its product is annotated as probable mitochondrial import inner membrane translocase subunit TIM21. NCBI's taxonomy places the organism in Eukaryota, Viridiplantae, Streptophyta, Magnoliopsida, Poales, Poaceae. The record is from RefSeq and is a predicted model, not a curated record. Gene Ontology annotation, biological process: protein import into mitochondrial matrix. Gene Ontology annotation, cellular component: TIM23 mitochondrial import inner membrane translocase complex. The transcript is spliced from 8 exons. Bases 63 to 869 code for a protein of 268 amino acids.